CUGUGAGGCGAUAACGCUACCGCAGGCUGGACUACCACUGCAGUUCAUUAAUAGUCUGUGAGUACAAACUGGAAUAAGAGGCUGAGACCUAUUGCGCUCACACUUAUCAAAGAUAUGCACCGAAAACAUGACGAUUGAUGCAUCACUGGUUAAAUCAAUUAAAUAAAUAUUGCUGCCAGUUUGUGGUGUUACUUACGUGCACACAGACUGGUGCAAUGUUCAUGUUUAAUGUUUGAAACAUACGAAGUGCGAGACACAUUCUGUUUGCAAAGUUCAGUGUCACUUUAACUGGAGCCCUGCCUCUCCGUGACGUACUAGAGCCCGGCAUGUACAAAACAGGAGCACCUUGCAUUUUAAUUCUUAUUUUGAGUGCUUAAGCUUUUCUGGUUAUUUGGUAAACGUUUCUUCUGUGGAGCAAAGAUGCCCAUUUUUAAAGUGUACACCAAUGCCCGCAAAAGUGCAGCGACCAAGUCCCUGUUAGAAGAGUUAAACACCGAGCUGGACAAGGCUCUGGGCAAACGUGAGGCAGAGAGUAUUGCCAUUCAUAUUGAUACUGACAAGCUCGUAUCCUUUGGGGGUACAACAGAGCUCUGUGCAGUAUGCAGUUUCACCAACAUUGGCAAAAGUGAGGCUUCAAAAAACAAGACUUACUCAAAACUGUUUUCGGAUCUGCUGAACAAGCACUUGGGUAUAUCUGCAGAAAGGAUCUACAUCCAUUUUAUUGAUGUGCCUGUUGAAUGUGCAGGCUGGAAGGGUACCUUAUUCUGCUUUCUGUAAUCAUGUACUGUCACCACAGGAAACGGUAUCUGUAACCACAGUAACAUUCAAAUUCUUCCAGAGGAAUAUUGAAUGAUUCCUGUACACAUUGCUAAUGAGUUUUAUGCUUGUAUUGUACUGAUGAGAAUGGCUUACCUCUCAAAUAAAAAUGUUACUAAUGGCUUUUAAUUACAAGUGGACAAAAAUGCCUGAAUAAAACCAGUGGGCAUAUUGGUCAGGGUUACUGACUGUCUUAAACUUUCCAUCCAUUUUGUCUUGCAGCGUUUCAGAUUAUCUUGUAACAUGAUUAACUUUCCCACUUGGUUAUCACCCUUUUUUAUAUAUGAUUUGUAAAAUUUCUCAUCUUUCACAAAUUGUGAUAGAGAUUUUAAACGCAUUAAAUGUUUAAUGUUG
Protopterus annectens (West African lungfish) is the source of this 1170-nucleotide messenger RNA. RefSeq names its product macrophage migration inhibitory factor-like. Bases 421 to 777 code for a protein of 118 amino acids. The record is from RefSeq and is a predicted model, not a curated record. NCBI's taxonomy places the organism in Eukaryota, Metazoa, Chordata, Ceratodontiformes, Protopteridae. Gene Ontology annotation, molecular function: cytokine activity; phenylpyruvate tautomerase activity. The transcript is spliced from 3 exons.